Molecule: messenger RNA, 1408 nt
Organism: Hipposideros armiger (great roundleaf bat)
Lineage: Eukaryota; Metazoa; Chordata; Mammalia; Chiroptera; Hipposideridae
Gene: DRG1
Product: developmentally regulated GTP binding protein 1
Exons: 9
Coding region: 104-1207 (367 amino acids)
Molecular function (GO): GTP binding; GTPase activity
Source: RefSeq, a predicted model, not a curated record
GCUUGCGCACUGAAGUAGCGCUUGGUGGUUGUGGCACCGCCUGCGGGUGUGUGAAGGAAGACUGUAAGUGUGGAGGACAUUGCGCCCUCGGCGACUCACCACCAUGAGCGGCACGUUAGCUAAGAUUGCGGAGAUCGAAGCCGAGAUGGCUCGGACUCAAAAGAACAAGGCCACUGCACACCACCUAGGGCUGCUUAAGGCUCGCCUUGCUAAGCUUCGCAGAGAACUCAUUACUCCAAAAGGUGGUGGUGGUGGUGGGCCAGGAGAAGGUUUUGAUGUGGCCAAAACAGGUGAUGCUCGAAUUGGGUUUGUGGGCUUUCCAUCUGUGGGGAAGUCAACACUGCUCAGUAACCUGGCAGGAGUAUAUUCUGAGGUGGCAGCCUAUGAGUUCACUACUCUGACCACUGUGCCUGGUGUCAUCAGAUACAAAGGUGCCAAGAUCCAGCUCCUGGAUCUCCCAGGUAUCAUUGAGGGUGCCAAGGAUGGGAAAGGUAGAGGCCGUCAAGUCAUUGCAGUGGCCCGAACGUGUAACUUGAUCCUGAUUGUUCUGGAUGUCCUGAAGCCAUUGGGACAUAAGAAGAUAAUUGAAAAUGAACUGGAAGGCUUUGGCAUUCGCUUGAACAGCAAACCCCCCAACAUUGGCUUUAAGAAGAAGGAUAAGGGAGGCAUUAAUCUUACAGCCACUUGCCCUCAGAGUGAGCUGGAUGCUGAAACUGUGAAGAGCAUUCUGGCUGAAUACAAAAUUCAUAAUGCUGAUGUGACUUUGCGUAGUGAUGCCACAGCAGAUGACCUCAUUGAUGUGGUGGAAGGAAACAGAGUUUAUAUCCCCUGUAUCUAUGUGUUAAAUAAGAUUGAUCAGAUCUCCAUUGAGGAAUUGGAUAUCAUCUACAAGGUACCUCACUGUGUACCCAUCUCUGCCCAUCACCGCUGGAAUUUUGAUGACCUGUUGGAGAAGAUCUGGGACUAUCUGAAACUAGUGAGGAUUUACACCAAACCCAAAGGCCAGUUGCCAGAUUAUACAUCCCCAGUGGUGCUACCUUACUCCAGGACCACAGUGGAGGAUUUCUGCAUGAAGAUUCACAAAAAUCUUAUUAAAGAAUUUAAGUACGCUCUGGUCUGGGGUCUCUCUGUGAAACACAAUCCUCAAAAAGUGGGUAAAGACCAUACGUUGGAGGACGAGGAUGUCAUUCAGAUUGUGAAGAAGUGAAACCUUCCCCUUUCCCCAUCUGCUGGGCCAACCACUGCAGCUUUCCCCAGGACCAAGCACCCCACCCAAGCCCCUUCUGGCUUUGGCAGGCAUUGGAUCAGGAUUCAGGGGAGGGAGGUGGAAGCACCCAAACUGGAACUUUACUUGUCAUAAUUUGGUGUCACCUUGUAUGUUGAACUGCAUAAAGGACCUGGUAGGGCA